ACUUUCAUUUUUGGACUAAAACUACCCUCAAACUUCAAAAAGUACUAAAAAAAUCCUUAAACUUCAAUUUUUGGGACCAAUUUUGUCCUUCCGUCAGUUAAUUGCUGACGCAACAUUACUACUAUAUAAGAGCUUAAUUAGCUCCCCUCUAAUGAAAGAUCAAACAUGGCUUCUACCCCUGGAAUCCUCACUGAGUGGCCAUGGACACCCCUUGGGAGCUUCAAGCACAUAAUCUUGGCACCUUGGGUUAUAGAAAGCACGUAUUCCUUCAUAUACAAGGGUGAAAAUGAGAGGGAUCUUUCCAACUUCCUCAUUUUUCCAUUUAUGCUAUGGAGAAUGCUUCAUAACCAGAUAUGGAUCAGCCUUUCUCGUUACCGUACUGCAAAGGGCAACAACAGGAUCGUCGAUAAGCCCAUUGAGUUCGACCAAGUCGACCGAGAAAGAAAUUGGGAUGAUCAGAUACUGUUUAAUGCAAUGCUGUUCUACUUUUUUAACAAGGUUCUUCCCGGAGGUUCUCACUUUCCUCUUUGGAGAACCGACGGCGUGAUUUUAACGGCGCUGUUACAUGCCGGACCGGUAGAGUUCCUCUACUACUGGCUUCAUCGAGCACUUCACCACCAUUAUCUUUACAAUCGCUACCAUUCUCAUCAUCAUUCCUCCAUUGCGACUGAACCCAUCACAUCCGUUAUUCAUCCGUUUGCAGAGCACAUAGCAUACUUCGCUCUCUUCUCAAUACCGCUCCUGACGGUUUUGUUCACCAGAACUGCCUCCAUAGCAGCUUAUGCUGGUUACAUCACUUACAUUGACUUGAUGAACAACAUGGGACACUGCAACUUCGAGCUCAUCCCUAAGUGGAUCUUCACCAUUUUCCCUCCUCUCAAAUACUUCAUGUACACCCCAUCGUUUCACUCAUUGCACCACACACAGUUCAGGACCAAUUACUCUCUGUUCAUGCCAAUAUAUGAUUACAUUUACGGUACCACAGACAAGUCCUCUGAUACAUUGUAUGAAAAAUCCCUCAAAAGACAAGAAGAGUUACCUGAUGUUGUCCAUCUAACGCAUCUAACCACACCAGAGUCCAUCUACCAUCUGCGCCUUGGAUUUGCCUCCUUAGCCUCUAAACCACAUACAUCAAAGUGGUACCUCUGGUUGAUGUGGCCUGUCACUCUGUGGUCCAUGAUGUUGACCUGGAUUUAUGGUUAUACUUUUGUCGUGGAACGGAACCGUUUUGAUAAACUGAGGUUACAAACUUGGGCCAUACCAAAGUAUCAGAUACAAUACCGGUUGCAUUUGCAAAAUGAAUCUAUCAAUAGCUUGAUUGAGGAAGCCAUAAUAGAGGCAGAGGAUAAAGGGGCAAAAGUGUUAAGUCUAGGCCUCCUGAAUCAGGGUGAAGAGCUUAACAAGUAUGGGGGGCUCUAUAUACACAGGCACCCUCAGCUUAAAGUGAAGUUGGUAGAUGGAAGCAGCUUAGCAGUUGCAGUUGUGUUGAAUAGCAUACCAAACGGAACAACAGAAGUCCUCCUCAGGGGCAACCUCAACAAGGUUGCUUAUGCCAUCACCUUUGCUUUAUGCCAAAAGGGCAUCCAGGUAGCUGUACUGCAUGGACAUGAAUAUAAGAAGCUUAACAAAUCAUUUGGCAGCAACUCUCAGAACAAUUUGGUCCUCUCAAGAAGUUACUCCCAUAAGGUAUGGUUGGUAGGAGAUGAAUUGACAGAAGAAGAACAAUCAAAGGCACAAAAAGAAACAUUAUUUAUGCCCUUCUCCCAAUUCCCACCGAAGAAAUUGCGCAAAGAUUGCUUUUAUCACACCACUCCAGCAAUGGGGACUCCCAAAUCACUUGAAAAUGUGGAUUCUUGUGAGAACUGGCUGCCAAGGAGAGUGAUGAGUGCAUGGCGAAUAGCUGGGAUAGUGCAUGUCUUGGAAGGAUGGGAGGAGCAUGAAUGCGGUUACACCAUGUCUAGUGUGGACAAAGUUUGGGAAGCAAGUCUCAAGCAUGGAUUUCAACCCCUGAAGUUCCCAACUCAAGCAAAGUUUCUAGUUUGACUUGCAAAUUGAAAUUCAGCUGCUUAUUUACCAUCCUAGCGUAUGAAUUUUCUGUUGAAAAUUUAAACUAUUCUCUUAGACUGCUUAUUUGUAGUUUUUUCUUUUUCUUUUUACCUUGGUUGUGUAAUGAAAGACAACUAUCUCUUAUCUUUUAUUUCAUCCCACCUGUAUGUCAUGUGAUUUGAAUUCAGGAUCUUUUAUUUCCAAUGAAAAAAAGAUAAUCAU
Molecule: messenger RNA, 2268 nt
Organism: Rubroshorea leprosula
Lineage: Eukaryota; Viridiplantae; Streptophyta; Magnoliopsida; Malvales; Dipterocarpaceae
Source: the annotation of a GenBank genome assembly